UCCCUGAAUUCUAUUUCCGGGUCACGUCAAAGCUACCUUUGCCCAUUAAUAGAGCUUGAAAACCACCAUUUGUUACGACAUUCUAAAUGUCAACACGUUUACUAUGUACCACCAACCCGUGUUGAAGAACCGGCGCACGCUGUUGGAGAGGGCCGAGAAGUUCGUUUCUGAUCUUUAUUUCACAGACUGCAACCUGCGAGGACGGCUAUAUGGAGACUCUCACCCGCUGGAAUCUCUCGGCUCGUUUAUGUCCUCCAAACGGAUAACAUUCUCAGAAGCGCAAACGCAGAGCUUCAGCCCUUAUAAACUUGGUGAUAGUUUUGGACCAACAUGGUGGACGUGUUGGUUUAAAGCAGCCUUGAAAAUCCCUGUUUCCUGGAGAGGAAAAGAGGUCCAUCUUCUGUGGGACAGUGAUGGAGAGGCGAUGGUCUGGAGGGAUGGGCAGCCAGUUCAGGGUCUGACGAAAGAAGGUGAAAAGACAAGUUACAUCCUUUCUGACUGUCUCACAGAGGAGGAGACACACAGACUGGACAUCUAUGUGGAGCUGGCCUGUAAUGGCCUUUUUGGAGCCGGUCAAGGCUCAAUGAUUGCAGCUCCAGAUCCGAACAAGACUUUCACGGUGCGGAAGGCGGAGCUCGUGGUAUUUAACAGAGAUGUGAGGGAACUGCUGACUGAUUUUGAGAUGCUGAUUGACAUCGUCAAGGAACUGGGUGAGAGCGAGCAGCGGAGCUUCCAAGCGCUCUUCACUGUCAAUGAAAUGGUUAACGUGAGCAACCCGGCUGAUCCCAACUCCUUUGACAAGGCACGCACUCUGGCUCACAAGUUCUUCAGUCAGCGCAAUGGCCAAAGCCAACAUACUGUGCAUGCCAUGGGCCACUGCCACAUAGAUUCAGCUUGGCUGUGGCCUUAUGAAGAAACCAUUCGCAAAUGCGGUCGAAGCUGGGUGACCGCGAUCCGUCUCAUGGAAAAGAACCCGGAGUUUGUCUUUACCUGUUCUCAGGCCCAGCAGUUUGAGUGGGUCAAGAGUUGGUACCCAGGACUCUUCUCAGAGAUUCAACGUUACGUCAAGACGGGGCAGUUCGUUCCGGUUGGAGGGACGUGGGUGGAGAUGGAUGGCAAUCUCCCCUCAGGAGAAUCCAUGGUAAGGCAGUUCCUGCAGGGCCAGCGUUAUUUUGAGCAAGAAUUUGGAAAGAGGUGCAAAGAGUUCUGGCUUCCAGAUACAUUUGGCUACUCGGCCCAACUCCCUCAGAUCAUGCAGGGUUGUGGAAUUUCCAAUUUUUUAACACAGAAACUCAGUUGGAACCUCGUGAACACCUUUCCUCAUAGCACAUUUUUCUGGGAAGGACUUGAUGGUUCCAAGGUCUUGACUCACUUCCCACCUGGAAAUUCAUAUGAAAUGAAGGGCAAGGUGGAAGAUCUUGUAAAAACCGUCAAGCAAAACAAGGACAAAGGCAGAGCCAACCACAGCGCCGUGUUAUUUGGAUUUGGUGACGGGGGCGGCGGCCCCACACAGUUAAUGCUGGAUAGGCUCAGACGGGUCCAGGACACAGAUGGACUUCCCAAGGUUCACAUGUGCGGUCCUGACAAGCUCUUUUCUCAGCUUUGGGCAGACUCACAUCUGCUCUGCACUUGGACUGGCGAACUUUUCCUGGAGCUGCACAAUGGCACGUACACCACGCAAGCACAGAUCAAGUGUGGCAACCGCCAGUGUGAAACGCUCCUGCAUGAUGUUGAGAUGGCUAGCAGCUUGGCAAUGUGUCGUGAUCAAACUUUUCAAUAUCCCGUGUUGAAGCUGCGGGAGCUCUGGAGGCUUCUGCUACUGAACCAGUUCCAUGAUGUCAUCCCAGGCAGCUGUAUCGAGAUGGUUGUGGAGGAUGCACUGAGGUAUUAUGAAGAUAUCAAGAGAGCCGGUGCUGCUCUCCUGCAAGAUGGUCUGGGAGGCCUCAUGUCAAAGGGCGAGGCCACAGGAGUCUUCAACUCUCUGCCGUGGGAGCGACUUGAAGUCCUCCAGAUACAAGAUGGCCCCAGUAAACACGAUUUAGCUCUGGUGAGAGUUCCGAGCAUCGGUGUCGCUCCUGUUCAAGACACAAAGCCUGUGACUCCAGUCUGUGUCGCUGUCCAGGCUGACGGCAGUGUCCUGAUGGAAAACGGGAUCGUACGAGCUGUCGUGAAUAAAGACGGCACAUUGACAUCAUUGUGUUUGAUCUCUGGAAACAGGGAAGCCAUUCCGGAUGGCUGCGGCGGUAAUCAGUUUGUCAUGUUUGAUGACGUCCCCUUGUACUGGGACGCUUGGGAUGUAAUGGAUUAUCAUCUUCAAACAAGGAAGCCAGUGGUGGAGGUCCUGCGGCCUGCCCAUGUGCUGUCAUCACAUGAGCUCAGAGGAAGCGUGGGCUUCGCGCUCAGGAUCAGCGACGAGAGCACAGUCACACAGGAGAUCGUGAUGGAUGCCAUGUGUCCUUAUAUUAAGUUCAACACGCAGGUGGACUGGGCUGAGUCGCACAAGUUUCUGAAGGUUGAAUUCCCAGUGCGAGUGCGAAGCCCCAACGCUACAUAUGAGAUCCAGUUCGGACAUCUGCAGAGACCCACGCACAGGAAUACAUCAUGGGACUGGGCCAAAUUUGAAGUUUGGGGCCACAAAUGGGCCGAUUUGUCAGAGCACAAUUUUGGAGUGGCUCUGCUCAAUGACUGCAAAUAUGGCUAUUCGGUCCAUAAGAACACCAUGACCCUCUCUUUGUUGAGGGCACCAAAAGCACCGGAUGCCAACGCCGAUAUGGGCACACAUCAUUUCACCUAUGCGAUCAUGCCACACACAGGGUCCUUCCAAGAUGCCGCAGUCAUUCAGUGUGCAUACAACCUCAACUUCCCUUUGCGGUUAGCGUCGUGUUCCCUAGACACUGCCCCAUGGAGUGCCUUUUCCAUCAGCCCAAGCAGUGUCAUCCUCGAGACCGUAAAACAGGCUGAGGACCAGAAAGGAGCCCUCGUCGUCCGAAUGUACGAGGCUCACGGCGGCAGCGUGACCGCAACCCUCCGUGUGAUGCUUCCGGUCAAGGAGGCCUGGCAUUGUAAUCUUCUCGAGCAAAUUGACACUACUAAGCCAGCACAUGUGACUGAAGAUGGAAUCACUCUUGACUUCAGCCCCUUUCAAGUCAGAUCACUUCUGCUUGUUGUGAAUGCAUAAUGUUGAUUUGGAAAGUCAUUGAUCAAACCGCUUAAUUAUCAAUACGAUGAUACAUUGAAACUUCCAAAAACGAAGAUCGUAAAGAUGGUACUAUUUGGAAUUGACAGGUCAGCAGGGUUGCUUUGUGGUGAUCUUGUCGGCCUUGGGGGUUCAAUUCUUAACCGAGGCGUCCUCAUGAGCCUUGCAGGUUUCAAACGAAGACAUCUAAAUUGUCCAUGGAUGUGAAUGGUUGUUUUUCUAAUGUGCCCCGCGGUUGGCUCUAUGGUGGGUGCCCCAAUUCUUGCCCCAAAGUCAACUGGCAUGGGCAUCAGCAACAAGCGGGAUUGAAAAUGGAUGGCUGCCUUGACGGUUGCC
Messenger RNA from Hippocampus comes (tiger tail seahorse), 3532 nucleotides. It is a transcript of the gene man2c1, whose product is annotated as mannosidase, alpha, class 2C, member 1. The record is from RefSeq and is a predicted model, not a curated record. Lineage: Eukaryota; Metazoa; Chordata; Actinopteri; Syngnathiformes; Syngnathidae. The transcript has 26 exons. Gene Ontology annotation, biological process: oligosaccharide catabolic process; mannose metabolic process. Gene Ontology annotation, molecular function: carbohydrate binding; alpha-mannosidase activity. The coding region runs from base 104 to 3178 and encodes 1024 amino acids.